Messenger RNA from Mesorhabditis belari, 2979 nucleotides. Lineage: Eukaryota; Metazoa; Nematoda; Chromadorea; Rhabditida; Rhabditidae. The record is from the annotation of a GenBank genome assembly.
AUGUUAUCUGCUGGGCUUUCCUCCGAAGAGCCACAAUUUGCACCACGAUCUGUCUACAAAGGUUUCAGAUUUGUUGACCCUUCUCUAGAAUUCGAGAUACCGAAAUUCAUUUGCUGCGAUGGAAACGAUAUGUACGACCCAAAUAUGAUGAAGUCAUUCGACCUUUGCACGACAGACCGGACUUUUUCGGGGAAGCCGCUAUCUCCAGGCAAAAGAUGCCGAGAUGGAUUUGAAGAAAAAGAAAAUACGAUGGUCAAAAAGGAAUGCGAAAAUCAGGCUACAUGGAAGUUUCACGCCGAAGAUCAAUAUUCUGAAGACAAGUUUCAAUCCACUGCCGUGAUGCAAAGAUCCCCACACUCAAAAAGCAACGAAGAGCUUGCAUUUAGAUAUGAGCCACCAAGUGUUGGUGAAGCAAGCAAUGAUUCAUUUGAUAACGAUCAAAUGGUAUUUGUCGAUCCGUUGGAAAUGGACUAUCAAAAGCCUCAUUGUUCGAAGACGCUAAUUGACAAUGAUCUUUGUUUUCUUGGUGAAUUCAAAGCGCCAAAUGACAAGAACCCAGUGCGAAAAGUGUUUGUAAAAGAAGCUACAGCAUCUUCAUCAUUUGAUAAUGGUCAAAACGAACGACAAGAUAUGCACGGACAAUUUCGUGGAUUGUUGAAAGAUGACAGCGAAUUCUUUGAAGAUGAAACUAAAAUUCUUGGUCCGGAUUUGCGAAAUCGUUUGUUCGCAAGCCUAAAAGAAAAGUUUGGAUUCAACACGUUUCGGCAUCGUCAGAAGCACGCGAUUACUGCAAUAUUGACCGAAAACGACGCUUUUGUGCUUAUGCCAACAGGCGCAGGGAAAAGUUUGUGUUAUCAGCUGCCAGCGAUCCUCUCACCAGGCGUAACUAUUGUUGUGUCACCUUUGAGGUCCCUGAUUGAAGACCAAUGCUCAAAGCUGAAAUCUUUGGAUAUCCCCAGUGAAGCAUUAACUGCAGACUUGAAGGAAUCUGAUGCUUUCGCUAUAUAUAGUCGACUUUCCAUGGAGCCGCCCGAUAUAAAACUUCUUUACGUUACGCCAGAAAAGAUAGCUGCUUCCGCAAAGUUGUUGGCUGUAUUUUCUUCCUUGCAUCGACGGGGUUAUCUUUCACGAUUUGUCAUUGAUGAAGCACAUUGCGUUUCACAGUGGGGUCAUGAUUUUCGACCAGAUUAUGCUCGUCUUAUGAGGUUGCGAGAGACCUACAAAAAUCCAUUGGUGCCCAUUGUCGCGCUCACAGCAACAGCAACGCCUAGAACCAUUGUUGAUACUCGAAAUCAUCUUGGAAUUCCUCAUGCCAAAUUGUUCAUCAGCAGCUUUGUUCGAUUUAAUCUAAAGUAUGACGUAGUACCGAAAAAUGCAAAAAAAGCUACUUCAAUCGUUCAAAAAAUGAAACAACUUUAUCCAGGCAAAGCCGGAAUUAUUUAUUGCUUGUCACGAGCUGAGUGUGAAAAAGUGGCAACGAUGCUCAAGAAAGAACACAUUUCGGCUGACGUUUAUCAUGCUGGUUUGCCAAAUGAAAGACGAGUUCAGGUUCAACACAAAUGGCUUGCCAACAAAUUUGACGUAAUUUGUGCGACUAUAGCAUUUGGCAUGGGUAUCGACAAGCCUGAUGUACGUUUUGUAAUACACUAUAGCUUGCCAAAGUCUAUUGAAGGAUUCUAUCAGGAAACCGGACGUGCAGGAAGGGAUGGACUUCCAAGUUACUGCUGUUUGCUUUACUCCUACCAAGAUUCGUUGAGAUUGCGAAAAAUGGUCGAAAGCGACGAUAAGACGGCUGGAGCCCGCCAAAUGCAUUUGCAAAGCAUCAAUCAAAUGCUUCAAUACUCUGAGUCUGUCUCGACAUGCCGAAGGAAGAUGUUAGUUGAACAUUUCGGGGAGGUAUAUGACGCGGCAGCGUGCGCUUCUUCUACUACUCCAUGUGAUGUAUGCGAACAGUUAAGCAGGGACCCAAAUCGUUACAAAAUGUAUGAUGUAUCAGACGAAGCAACAAGAAUUUUGAAGACCCUGUCCAAAAUGAAAGCAAUGACGGUGACACAAAUUGCGCAGAUUUAUCGUGGAGUCGGACAAACACGAGGAAAAAGGGCUAGAGAUGAAUCCAAUGGUGAUUCGAGUUCGUAUGCGUCGAGUAGCACUUCUGAGUUUGUAAAGCUGCCAAUAUAUGGAAGAGGAAAGACAAUGAGUGAAAACGAUGUACUUCGCUUCAUACAUUCCAUGAUUUUUGAAGGGUAUCUAUAUGAUCGACUUUACGCUACGAGGAUGGGAUCAACGGUAGCAUAUACAGAUUUGACUUCCAAAGGACGCGCUGUAGCUAAUGGCUCGUAUAAUGCAAAGAUUUAUAUGCAUUUUGCACAAGAUGAUGAAAACAAAAAGCAAAAGUCUAAACGUGAAGCUGAAAAUGAAAUCAAUAUGGUUUUAGUUAGCGAAGCGGAAGUAUUAAAGGAAAAGUAUAUGAUUAAACAUAGUGACAUUUUUGUUCGUUGUUUGAAAGCUUUGCGCGAAAUACUUGAACAAUUGGCUGUCGAGAUGAAUAUUUCCAGUUCGGCAAAUAUAAUGUCUCACGAAGGAUUGGAACAGCUUGCAGCUGUAAUGCCACGCACCAAUACGGAACUUCUCAAAAUUGAUUCGAUGAAUGAACUCAAGGUCUCAAGGUAUGGUGGAAGAAUUAUGGAAACGCUCAAGCCUUUCUGGAAUGAAGUCGAUGCGCGUGAGCAACGCGACAUUCAGGAUCAACUGGAUGGAAUGAAAAAUGGCCAAGUGGUGCCAGGAGGCUUUAAAUCACCACCAAAAACUGAGAUGGGGCCUUCACAAAGAGGCAGAGGAGGCUUUCGAGGGAGAUACCAAAGAGGAUACCACAGAGGACGAGGUCGUGGCACAUCAAAGGGAGUCGCGUCACAAGCUCCAAGGCAGAGCACACCAAAAAGAAAGAGUACGAGAGGUUACAAUCCAGCCUUUUUUCCUAAG